UUCUUUUUUUCUUAGCUCAAUGCCAAACUACUCGUUAUCUUUCGCCGCCGUCAUCGUAAUUUCCGUCGAUUCGACUUAUUGAAAUUUUUUUUUAACAAAAUUAUUGCACGCCAAUAUCGGGCAUUGCAAUGCAAAUUUUACGCGUGUCGAUAUCGACUUGAACUUAUCUAAAUGCCGAAGCGGAAUACUUUUGCGGAAAGUUAUGCAAGCGAUGCUUGCAUGUUUAAAAUGGACGUUUAGAGGCAGAGAUAUAGCAGAUAAAUUCCGGCAGCAUUAAAAAAGAAGCAAUUUCUGUAAAAUCUAAUAUCGCGCGUCGCAUAUCGCGCCGAUAAAUUUGUAAUAGAAUGGCGCACACCGAGUGCAAGUAUAUUACGUGCCCCAUGUGCAAAGGUGCAGGUAAGUCUGCCACACGCGCGGCGACGGAAGUGAAUUCCUUAUCUAUUCUACAUGAGAGUGCAAAUUCAUUACAAGUUGCAAAAACGGAAUUUGUCGAGGCGACGUAUUCCGGGGCUUCGGGAGACCUGCGUUUUCCCACAUUACCUGACAGCAAAUAUCUGAAGGAUGUUAAUCCUACGGCCGUUUACGGGGAGGAUGCAUCUACGCUGGAGGGCGAUUUUGCGGGGAUACCGGAGGAAUUUGUGAGUCCGCACGAGGCAUUGAAACACGCCAUGCAGAGCCUGAAGCAAAAUCAGUGGCAGAGCAGCGUGUCGGCUCUGAUAAAGCUGGCGCACAUUUCGCGGGUUCAACCGGAAUUGCUGGACGCCAGCAUGCCUCGUAUAUAUCGAACCUUGUGCAGCUUGUUGCGAAAUACGAGGCCGCACGUCGUUAGAACUGUCUGCCAGGUAGCGAUGGAGUUGUACAAGACGGUCCAGUGCACGCAGAGACCCGAAUUCGACGAGCUCGCGGCCGCGCUGCUCUUGAAGAGCACGCACACGAACAAGGGAAUCCGGAAUGACGCCCAAUGUGCCUUGGACUCCAUGGUGUCGCACCUGCCACCCGCGACUUGUAUUCGGAUAUUGGCCAGCGAGCACGGUGCUAGCCACAAGAAUCCGCUGAUAAGAGCAACCGUGAGUCGAUUGCUCUAUAAUAUUAUUAGCAUUAUUGGAGUGGAAUGUUUAUUGUCAAAUUCGAAUAUCAAAGAUACCCGCCGUAAGAUAUUCGCGAUGUGUGCGAAAUUUCUGCUCGACGGCAAUAACGAAACGAGGAAUGAUGCAAAAAAGACAUUAAAAGCGAUGAUGGGCCAUCCAGAUUUUGAUAUGCUAUUUUAUCAGGACGUAGAUUGGAAGAUUAUUAGCAGCAUAGAAAAGCAAUUAGUGUCUUUAAAGUACAGCCAAAGUCACAGCGUGUAAUAUUAUCUGUGUUAUUAAUGUUAUGUACCAAAAGUAAUGAUGAUAUUAUAACCGUCCGUUUCUUAAAUAAUAAAAUACGUUGGUAUUAA
Molecule: messenger RNA, 1438 nt
Organism: Wasmannia auropunctata (little fire ant)
Lineage: Eukaryota; Metazoa; Arthropoda; Insecta; Hymenoptera; Formicidae
Exons: 6
Coding region: 345-1349 (334 amino acids)
Biological process (GO): microtubule cytoskeleton organization
Cellular component (GO): cilium; cytoplasmic microtubule
Molecular function (GO): microtubule binding
Source: RefSeq, a predicted model, not a curated record